AUGUAUAACAAAGGCUUUGUAACCUCCAGCAGCUUAAUUGCCCUAGGGUCAAUGCCAAUAAUGGCUAUGUCAUCCAUUUGUCCCGAGAUCGCCACAGGCAUUGGUCCUCCAACGGAAAGCGAGGAUGUGCCAUUCCCAUCCCAAAAGAAAAGUGCCUUGCGGCCGCAGGCAGGAAAGAUUGCUGCGAUGGGCGUUAUUUCCUAG
This is a messenger RNA of Mitosporidium daphniae, 204 nucleotides long. RefSeq lists its product as uncharacterized. The coding region runs from base 1 to 204 and encodes 67 amino acids. The transcript has a single exon. The record is from RefSeq and is a predicted model, not a curated record. NCBI's taxonomy places the organism in Eukaryota, Fungi, Microsporidia.